Chiloscyllium plagiosum (whitespotted bambooshark) is the source of this 2548-nucleotide messenger RNA. Lineage: Eukaryota; Metazoa; Chordata; Chondrichthyes; Orectolobiformes; Hemiscylliidae. The record is from RefSeq and is a predicted model, not a curated record.
AUGUGCGGCAGCGGCAAGGAGGGGGAGGGCCGCACAUGCGCCGUGAGGCCGGGCGCGUCUCCCAGCAACGGAGCCGCGGUAAACAAGCUUGGCCCUAGCAACGCGGCCUGCUCUUCUCCCUUCUCCCUGUGUCUGCAGAUAGAGCGUGCACUUUCUGUUUUUGUUGUAAACAACUGGAACAAGAAGCCACGAUGCCGCCAAAGCAAAGAAGGAAACAAAUGUAUGGCUGGAGUUAAACAAAUGCAGUCCUCCAUUAUGAGUUCGGCUAAGGGUCAAAGACUUACCAGAUCUGAAGAAAAACUCCUCAGACAAGAGGAGGAGAGGAAACGCUUGGAAGAGGAGGAAAUAAGGCUGGCAGCUGAACGUGUGGAGCGAGAGAGACUUGAGAAACUGAGACUUGAAGAAGAAGAGAGGGCAAGAAUUGCAGCAGCGGAUAAAGCACGUAAAGAACUUGAACUACCUGAACUUUACCAGAUUUUGGAAAGAAAUAGACUUACUAUUCAAAAGGUCCACAAAAGCCAGAGAGAAAUGAAGAAGUGGCAACGUUACAUGCGCUGUGAUGGGACUCCUGAUCCAACAAUACCUCAGGAGAUUAAUACUUUCAUAAAUCUUUCAAAGGAGAAUCCAAAUACAGAUAUAAAAACUUUGCUUGAAGGAGGGAGAGUAAUAUUACAGCUUUUGGAUGAAUUGGAAAUGGUAUUACGUGACACUCCACCUGAUGAGUUGCCGGAGGGAAUUUCAGAUCAGUAUCAACAGACCAUUUGGGAUCUUCAGGAACUUCUUUCCAAUAUAAAUGAUAAAGCAACUGAUAUCCUCCUAAAGAAAGCCAUUGAUCUUGUUGACAUUGAGACUGGAAAUAUGCAAGAAGUGGUUACUGAUGAGAACGUCACUCUCUGUUUGUGGGCAAACUUCAACAAAAAUCCCAGGUUUAAAGGCUACGCAUUUGUCAAUUACCAUUUGGAAUUUGAACUCCCUAAACCAUUGGCAAUGAGUGAUAUAGCUGUGCGGAUCUUACAUACGGAUUAUGAUCACAUAUCUUGCCACAGCCAUGCAUUUAAUGCUCAUCAGAGAGCUUUUAAAACUAAACUUGUUGCAGUUGAAAUUAGGCAGGAUAUGCACGAGGAUAUGGAGGUACAGGGAGAGGGAGAGGAAUACCAAACUAUUGAAGAUCAGAAAAUACCUGAAGAACAAAAAGUUAAUGAAGAACAAAAAACGUCUGAAGAGCAACAGACUCUUGAAAGCAAACCAUUACCUGAUGAAGAAAUAAAGCCUAUUCGACUAACAAGAUCAAGGAGUGCAAUAAGUAGCGGAUCCAGGGAGGAAAUGGAAUUAAGAAGCAGAUCAUCAAGCAGGGAACGAGUUGUCGAAGAUGUUGAUGCAAAGUUACCAAGUAUAGAACUCGUUUCAGAAAAGGUAUCAUAUGAGACCAUCGAUAUGAGUAUUGUUGACUUUAAUCAGUACACACCACUGGGAGGAGUUUAUUAUUUUGACAUACUGAAGUUGCCACCUCAGCCCAAGUUUGUUAAAGGGUGGAGAAUCGUCCAGCUGAAGGAUACAGGAUUGAUGUCAGCUCCCUAUCCACCAGAGUCAAACAAGGAAGACAGUCCCACCCCAGAUGAAAAGGAAGGUGAAAGCCGUAAUGCACCACCCGCAGGAAUCACACUCAAACUCCCUUCAAAAGCACUGUUCUUUGAACAGCCUAAGCCUGCUCGAUGGGACCAAACAGGUAAUCAAUGGAAGACAGAUGGCAUUCACAGCAUCACAUUUGAGCCAGAGGAACAGAUACUGUCCUUUAAGAUGGACACAUUCAACAUUUUCACUCUGAUCCAGAGAUAUUAUGUCAAUAUGCCUUUCCAAUCUUGGAUACUUAAACCUGUGGCAGAAAAUGAAGCUAUUUUAACUGUCCAUGCUGCCUUUACCAAAGUAGAAAUUCGAAUGAAGGACUUGUGCCAAUUGUGUCCUGUUCCCGUGGAAGAUAAUCUCUCUCACUUAAGAGGAAAGUGGAUGACUGCUUCAACUCUAAUUGUUUCAAUGAUAAAUGCAGGAUUGAACAUUUUUCCCAGAACUAAUUCGGAGAAUUAUGUUAAGAUAAAUGAAAAGAACAAGAUGGUGACACAGAACACAUACAUGGAGAUGGCCCUGGUGAGCUCUGCAAUAGCUUUUAGAUCCAGUAAUUGGAACAUGUCCACCGAACCUGAUGAAAUAUUGCUUCAGGCUUGUGAAAGUUUGACUGGCGAGAUGAUACCAGAGGACGACUGGUCUCUCUACAUGUUACGCCCAGAGAGGUGUCACAAGCUGAAGAUGAAGGAAUCCAGUGAAGAGCUGUCAAAUGAAAUAGCUGAAAAUACUGAUUUUUACUCCAACUUGUACCACAUGAUGAGGGGCUUAGCCAGUGAUGCUGCAAAGGAGAGGAUUCUAAACACUGACCAUCUCUUCCUUGGUUCCGUGCAAGAAAUUCUAGAAGCUACGAAGCUGCUCACACACACAGUGCAGGUCAACUGAAGACUUUAUUGAACAUGAUUUCCACAAGAACAUCUAAAAUUAUUAA